Molecule: messenger RNA, 898 nt
Organism: Dermochelys coriacea (leatherback sea turtle)
Lineage: Eukaryota; Metazoa; Chordata; Testudines; Dermochelyidae
Gene: TMEM74B
Product: transmembrane protein 74B
Exons: 1
Coding region: 23-727 (234 amino acids)
Source: RefSeq, a predicted model, not a curated record
UGCCCCGGGGAGCUGCGGGCCCAUGGCGACUUCCUGCCCCCUGGAGCUGAGGAGCCUCGGGAAGGGCCCCGGGGCCAGCCGGGGAGCGGCGCCGCAAGGAGCCGGGGGCUGCUCAGCACCGCGGACAGCUCGCAGCGCCGGCCUGGACAACGCCUCCUACCAGGCGCCGGAGGAAGGGGAAACCUGGUUCCGGAGCGGCGAGGAGGCGGGGAGCGGCCCCAAGGGAGGCGCCGCCCGGCCCAGGGCGCAGCGCGGAGACCUCUCGCCCCGGUUGGAGGAUGGGCCCCUGCCACAGCCCGCUGGCCACUCCGUGGACUAUGGGUUCAUUUCGGCCUUGAUCUUCCUCGUGAGCGGGAUCGUGCUGGUGGUGAUCGCCUACACCAUCCCCCGCCAGCCCCGGGUGGACCCCGCCGCAGUGACGGCCCGGGAGAUGGAGAGGCUGGAGAUGUACUACGCGCGCCUGGGCUCCCACUUGGACAAGUGCAUCAUCGCAGGGCUGGGCCUGCUCACCUUGGGGGGCAUGCUGCUCUCCGUGCUGCUGCUGGUCUCCAUCUACAAAGGGGAGCUGUACCGGAGACGGACCUUCCCGGGCUCCAGGGGGCCAAGGAAAACCUACGGAUCUAUAAAUCUGAGACUGAGACAACUCAGUGGCGAUGGGGGACAAUCCCUGGUAGAGAAUGAAGUCGUCCAGGUGACAGAGUCGACAACUGUCAGCCAGGGUUCUUAGACCCCUCACUCCUGCUGUUUCAGCUUGGGCCUUCACUCUUCCUCUUUAGGUGAACAAACUGAUAAAAGGGGUUUUUUAACUGUUCACCAUGGAGGUUUUACAUUAACUCCAUACCUCAGAGCAGAGGAGGACUACUGGACUUUCACCCGUUGCAAGAAAAUAUCUGGGAGC